AUGAUACUGGUUUCUGAAUGCAAUUGGCCUUCCAGGCAGGCCCCGAGUCUUCACAACCUAUUUGCUGUGUGUAAGAAUAUGUACAACUGGCUCAAGCAAAACCCCAAGAAUGUGUGUGUGAUCACCUGUUCGGAUGGCAGAGCUCCUUCAGGCGUGCUGGUCUGUGCCAUGUUCUGUUUCUGCCAACUUUUCGCCAACCCGGUGCCAGCCAUGCAGCUUCUCAGCGCCAAGAGGCCUGGAUCUGGCCUGUGGCCCUCCCAUAGGAGGUACAUAGGUUAUGUAUGCAGUUUAGUCUCAGAGAAGCCAACCAUACCACACUCCAAACCCCUAGUCAUUAAAUCUGUCACUAUGAGUCCUGUUCCUUGCUUCAACAAACAGCGCAGUGGCUGUCGGCCAUUUUGUGACGUACUUAUUGGCGAGACCAAGAUAUUUUCUACAGCUCAGGAGUACGAGAGAAUGAGGGAACACAGGGUUCAAGAGGGCAAAGUGCUGUUUCCUGUGAGUGUGAGUGCCCAAGGAGAUGUGGUGAUUUCAGUCUAUCACAUGCGUUCCCAUGCACUGCAGGCCAAGGUAACUAACACCCAGAUAUUCCAGAUUCAAUUCCAUACUGGUUUCAUCGCCCCUGGCACCACAGUCUUAAAGUUUAUCAAGACAGAGCUGGAUGCCUGUGAUUCUCCAGAGAAAUACCCACAGCUGUUUCAUGUGCUGUUAGACAUUGAGGUUGAAAGUACGGAGAAACAGAAAGAUCUCACGCCACCGUGGGAGCAGUUCCCCAACAAAGAUCUGAGCCCCAGCGUGCUUUUCUCCUGUCAUCAGGAACACCAAGAUUCACUUGCUACUGCAGAUGAAAUGGAGGGCUUGGACUUGGAAGAUCCUGCCCAGGGACAUGGGAGUUGCGGAGGCAGAGUGGGCCCAAAUGAGGAGAGUGAACCAUCAGAUGAUGAAAUGCUCUCCCUUUCUAGUCAGCAGAGCAACACGAGCAAUGAGAAAUCAAAAGCAGCUAAGAAACCAGAGCCCCAGCCUGCAGCGGCCCCUCCUCCAGCAGCUGAGGAAGUAGAUCUGCUGGGUCUGGAUGGUGAUGCCUCUACGCUUCCUCCAUCCUCCCCACAACCUCCGACCACCAGCACCACCACAGACCUGCUGGGGGACCUGUUUGGAGCUCCUCCCACACCACAGCCGGCCAGUGGCCCCGCCUCUGCUCAGUCCACCCCGCGGAGAUCCGCAGCCUCCUCCUCACCCUGUCCAUCACCUCGAUCUGGAGACAGUCGCAGUUCACCUGUGCCGCCCACUACUCCCACUGUCAACAUCCAGCAGCAGAGCUCUACAGGAGCCUGGGAAUGGAACAAACCAGCACCUGCAGGUGCAGGUUUUGGGAUGGGAAGUAAGUCUGCCAGCACUAGCCCAACCAGCUCAGUUCAUGGUACUCCCACCCACCAGGCCAAACCCAACACUUUGGACCCGUUUGCUGAUCUGGGUAACCUAGGAGCCGGUCUGGGAGGAGCUGGUUCGGGAUUCUCCAGCAAGCCCACCACACCUACUGGUACCGGAGGAGCGUUUCCACCCAUGGGCUCCCCCCAGCGUCCUGCUCCCUCUCCCCAGCACACUGCCUCUGGAGGCUGGCAUCCCAGCACAGGUUUCCCCUCAUGGCAGCCUGGAGGUGGGGCUCAGUGGCAGCCGCAGGCCCAGGGUGCACAGCUCCAGACCCCACCUAAAGCACCUGGACCCUCUAUGCCUCACACUUCACCACAGAACAGACCCAACUACAAUGUCAGAUUCUCCAGCAUGGGUGGAGCUUCGCCAGGAGCCACUGGGGCAAAAGCACAGCCUAACAUGGGGACCAGACCAAAGGUUUCAGACACUAACUUUGAUGACCUACUCUCAGGCCAGGGUUUUGCUGGCACUAAGGAGAAGAAGGGGCCAAAAACCAUAGCAGAAAUGAGAAAAGAGGAGAUGGCAAAAGAAAUGGACCCAGAGAAACUCAAGAUCCUGGACUGGAUUGAGGGGAAGGAGAGGAACAUCAGAGCGUUGCUGUCCACCAUGCACACAGUGCUGUGGGAGGGAGAGACACGCUGGAAACCUGUAGGCAUGGCUGACCUUGUCACACCAGAGCAGGUGAAGAAGGUCUACCGCAAAGCUGUGCUGGUAGUGCACCCUGACAAGGCUACUGGACAGCCCUACGAACAAUAUGCCAAGAUGAUUUUUAUGGAACUAAAUGAUGCGUGGUCAGAAUUUGAAAGCCAAGGACAGAAAGCACUGUACUAAGACUUACUGUAAAUGAUCACAACCAGUCAGCAGUUCCUGCCCCGAUUAGACACCCUGCAACCCACCAGUCUUUGAAACGCUCCUUUGUUAAUCUCUCCCACCUCCAGGACCCUGCUUCAUAGAGAUGUCAGAGCUUACAUCUACAGUAUAGUUGUGUGUAUCUCUUUAUCGAUCCAUGUAUCAGGUCCCAUCAUGCCCUAGGCCAACUUAACUUCUGUAUGAGAAGACUGCUGUUGGAAAAAGUAGCAUUCAGCUUUGUUUUAAAAACUCUUAUUUGUGUCUUUCCCAGGACUCACUUACAUAACAAAGAUCAGACUUUGUCGUUAAACAGCUGUGAAAUAUUUCUGUGAACAUUAUCAGUCAACCAGACCAUCAUAGAAUGUCUGGUAGAAUUUAUUCAGAAGCUUUCGGGUGAGUUUUGAUUUAUUAAAGAGGUUUAGUGCUAAGGAAGAACAUCUUUAAGAAA
This is a messenger RNA of Sinocyclocheilus rhinocerous, 2728 nucleotides long. RefSeq names its product putative tyrosine-protein phosphatase auxilin. Gene Ontology annotation, cellular component: intracellular membrane-bounded organelle; postsynaptic density; cytoplasm. The record is from RefSeq and is a predicted model, not a curated record. The transcript is spliced from 15 exons. Gene Ontology annotation, biological process: synaptic vesicle uncoating; clathrin-dependent endocytosis. NCBI's taxonomy places the organism in Eukaryota, Metazoa, Chordata, Actinopteri, Cypriniformes, Cyprinidae. Bases 1 to 2262 code for a protein of 753 amino acids. Gene Ontology annotation, molecular function: clathrin binding.